UUAUAUAUACACACCAUUCUUUGCUGUCUGCCUUUACUGGUCAUUUUUUUUCUCUACCUCACUCUCUCUCUGCGCUUCUUCCCUAGCGAAAACCGCCAGGCCAAGCAGAUUUGCUUGGUUCGUUUCGAUUGUUCUUCGGUCUUUUCGUUAUCUUAAGGUUUUUAGAAAAUGGCCGAUGCCGAGGAUAUCCAGCCCCUGGUUUGCGAUAAUGGAACUGGAAUGGUCAAGGCUGGGUUUGCUGGUGAUGAUGCUCCCAGGGCUGUGUUUCCCAGUAUUGUUGGUAGACCCAGACACACUGGUGUUAUGGUUGGGAUGGGUCAGAAGGAUGCCUAUGUUGGUGAUGAAGCCCAAUCUAAAAGAGGUAUUUUGACCUUGAAAUACCCAAUUGAGCACGGUAUUGUUAGCAACUGGGAUGAUAUGGAAAAGAUCUGGCAUCACACUUUCUACAAUGAGCUUCGAGUUGCACCAGAGGAACACCCAGUGCUUCUCACUGAAGCUCCUCUCAACCCCAAAGCCAACAGAGAAAAGAUGACCCAAAUCAUGUUUGAGACAUUUAAUGUGCCAGCAAUGUAUGUCGCCAUCCAGGCUGUUCUGUCUUUGUAUGCCAGUGGUCGUACAACUGGUAUCGUGCUGGAUUCUGGUGAUGGUGUGAGUCAUACUGUGCCAAUCUAUGAGGGGUAUGCUCUACCACAUGCUAUCCUCCGUCUUGACCUUGCUGGUCGUGAUCUCACUGAUGCUUUGAUGAAGAUCCUCACUGAGAGAGGGUACAUGUUCACUACAACUGCUGAACGGGAAAUUGUCCGUGACAUGAAAGAGAAACUUGCAUACGUUGCCCUUGACUAUGAGCAAGAACUUGAGACUGCUAAGAGCAGCUCUUCAGUUGAGAAGAACUACGAGCUUCCUGAUGGGCAAGUCAUCACCAUUGGAGCAGAGAGAUUCCGAUGCCCAGAAGUGCUGUUCCAGCCAUCUCUCAUUGGAAUGGAAGCUGCAGGCAUCCAUGAGACUACUUACAACUCUAUUAUGAAGUGUGAUGUGGAUAUCAGGAAGGAUCUUUAUGGUAACAUUGUGCUCAGUGGUGGUUCCACUAUGUUCCCUGGCAUUGCAGACCGUAUGAGCAAGGAGAUCACUGCACUUGCUCCAAGCAGUAUGAAGAUUAAGGUGGUUGCACCACCUGAAAGAAAGUACAGUGUCUGGAUUGGAGGAUCUAUCCUUGCAUCUCUUAGCACCUUCCAACAGAUGUGGAUUUCCAAGGGCGAGUAUGAUGAGUCUGGUCCAUCCAUUGUCCACAGGAAGUGCUUCUAAGUUCUACAGGUGCUUUGAUGGCGAGUUCUUUUUUGCAUUUAGUUGGCUUUUUUCGUGUCAAGGUGUCAUGAACUCAAGUAUGGUCGAUGUGAAAAAGUGUCGGAUGGGGUCAUUCAAGGAGGGUAUAUCUGAUCUUGAUGUAUCAAAUAGCUUUCCAUCUAUUGCUACUCAUGUAUGUUAAAGCCGAAAUUAAGAGGCUCAACUGUAAUGGUCCCUCUGGAUGUGGUGGGCAGACACUUUGGUGCUCAAGUCAUUACUUUCCUCGCAAUCUUUUGUGGUUCAACCAAUGUCUCCUUUUAGUAGGAUGCUUGUAGCUGGAGAGUGAUUGUGCUGCUUUUUUCUUUUCUUUUCUUUUCUUUCAUUUGAUUUUAUUUUUCUUGCUUCAAAAUUUGAAGGGUUUUUUCCCCCUGAGAACAUUAAUGUUAAUAGUUAUUGUAUGAGAAUUUUUAUCUAGUGUCAGUUUGCGUUUAUAAAACUUAUGGAAAUUAUAUUAAUACCUUGUUUGAAA
Messenger RNA from Jatropha curcas, 1810 nucleotides. Its product is annotated as actin-7. Lineage: Eukaryota; Viridiplantae; Streptophyta; Magnoliopsida; Malpighiales; Euphorbiaceae. The record is from RefSeq and is a predicted model, not a curated record.